AGGAGAGGGCGGAAGUGCGGUGGGGAGCCGGAAGUGGAUGAAAGGCGGGGGGUGUGUGUGGCCAUGUCUGCGUCGUUGAUACGGCGGGGCCUGGAGCUGCUGGAGGCACCGGGCCGGGGAAAGGCCCCGCGGGGACUCCAGCAGGGGCGUGAUGGCACCAGGCCGGCAGGAGCUGCCCGGCGGAGGAAGGUAACGGUGGGGCCUGGGAAGAACAAGGCCACGAUCAAGGGCAGAGUGGUGAAGUCGGCGAUAGCAGCCCUCGGGUGCUGCCUGGGCAAGCAGGUGAUGUGUUUUGUCUCCCUGUGCUCUGACCUAGAGGAGUAUCACAAGAAGAAAGCUAUAAAUCACCUCAAAGCAAAUCUGCAGUACAUGACAAGCGGACGAUGUGUUGCUGACAAAGCUGUCACUAAACAGGUUCUUGCACAGAACAGAGGCAGGAAGUCAAAAGAUCAGCCUGCAGAGAAGAAGGAAAAGAAGAAGCCUGAGGGCACUGUCUUUACUGAGGAAGACUUCCGUAAAUUUGAAAGAGAAUACUUUGGAAUCCCAUAAACAGCAUGAAAGGGACUCUUGCAGCUCCAGUCCGUUUGCAGCUGAGUGCUCAGAAUACAGGACCGGACACUUAAUCAGCAUGUUUGAGAGUGGAUGUAGGAGAUACAUCACUUUGUCAGCAAAUAUACUAGCAUCAGACCUGCAGAGUAACUGCUCCUGUCCGGAACUCACUGCUGGAGCCAUGGAGGUUCUUUGUUUUUUGCAGUAUGUUUUAAGAUCACCUCCCUCCAGCCAGCAUGUCUUGUGUUCUUGACUUAGAAAGGUGGACUAAUCCAAAACCAAAUCUUAUUCUUCAGUAAGGCAUCUGCUAUUGGUCUCCAACUCAAUGAUGAUACAUUUUGGACAGCAAAAGCAAAUCAUUAAAAGGGAAGGAUGCUUCAAAAGACUGUGAAAUCCAAGUACUCCAGCAGUUUCUGUCAUUAUUACAGUAUCUGUCAGGUUUUUCUGGUAUUGUAAAUAUUUUGUAUGUGUUGUAUGAUUAAAUAAUUGUUGUUACAGGUGCUGCCUAUCUUUGCCUUUGCGGUAGCGAUUGUUAUGAGUGGCUGUGAUUGAAGAACAUAAACCAGAUCAUUGUUCUGAUCCAAGCAUUCCUGUCA
Molecule: messenger RNA, 1145 nt
Organism: Coturnix japonica (Japanese quail)
Lineage: Eukaryota; Metazoa; Chordata; Aves; Galliformes; Phasianidae
Gene: RPS19BP1
Product: ribosomal protein S19 binding protein 1
Cellular component (GO): nucleolus
Molecular function (GO): enzyme binding
Source: RefSeq, a predicted model, not a curated record